Marchantia polymorpha subsp. ruderalis is the source of this 2564-nucleotide messenger RNA. Lineage: Eukaryota; Viridiplantae; Streptophyta; Marchantiopsida; Marchantiales; Marchantiaceae. The record is from the annotation of a GenBank genome assembly.
CGGACGCGAACCUGCGCAAGAGCAUCCCGAAUGCAAAUGUCGAACCCGGAGGCAUGCUCACUGCGUCGCCACGGUUGCGAACUGCGUCGGGUCGCGAUAAUGCAGGAUGCCUGGACGCGGGCGAGACGCGAACGGCGACGCGUGGAGGGAGCGUCCUUGCCAAAGACGGGCGGAAGAUGCGAAUCCGUUCCGCCGGAGGGAGGGCGAAGCCAAAUCUCAGACCGCCAUCGCGCUGCGAGCAGCGGGCGGCGUUGCGUCGAUCUUCUCCUUGCGCAGGAUAUUAAGUCCUGCGAUGGUCGAAGCGAUUUGAUUCGCGAGCCGCAGCGGCAGUGCAGUGCAGUGUAGGUGCAGGCGCAGGCGGGCGAGAGCAAUUGUGCGCUCUGCAAGAAGCAGACGGCAGAUUGGAGGAAGAAUAUAGUGCGGUGGGUGGCUUCCAUUGCUGGUUGUGCACUUCGCAGUAGAAGCCGGCCGAGGGGGCGAGAGCGACGAGGGACGGGUGCCGGGGCGAGGGGCGAGGGCGAGAGACGAGAGAGUAAAGGGGCCGAAGGGUGCAGGCCUGUGCCCAGUGGCGGGAGAGUGCAGGCCGAGCGGCAAGUACUAGUAGUUGCAGCUGAUUGCGACGCUCUCGGAUCUCUGCUACAUGUCUCGACGCUGGGAGCGGGGCCCAGCGCGACCAUCCACCAUAAUCUUGUCUUUCGAAUAGCGACAUCUAGCAUAGUUCUUUGCAGAGCCUCCGCGAACACGUUUCGUUCGAGAUUGGACCGCAGGUCAAGUAGCCAUUCUCGUACUGCAGGUGUUUUGUUAGUAUUUUCCCUCGCACGCUUAUUUGUGUCUCGCACCUGCCCUCGUAUUGAGUCUUCUCGUUGUCAUACAACGAGAGAAAGUGAGGGACGUCCCGAGACCGAGACCGAGACCGAGAGGGGGUGGGGCGCGAGUAGUGAAGAGUCUCAUGUUGCGGUGAGCGAGCUGAUUGUUAUUGAUGUAGUGGUAGUUGGUGUCAUCCGUCGACCGUUUGACGUAGCGAGAGAACGCGAUAGGGAGACAACGAGGAAAAGGUAGAUCACGAAGGGAAUGUAAACGGUGAGGGACAUCACCCUUUUCCCUUCAAAGGAGUAGAAGAAUAUUUUGCAGUUUUGCUUCUUCGGCAGAGCGCAACGAAAUCAGAGUUGAAAUCUGAAAUUUGUUGCACAUAGUCCUCAUUCAAACAAACGGGAAAUCUACAUAUUCGGAGGAAAUCCACGGAGCCGAACUCAGCGUCCAAGCGUGAGAGAGGGCGAGAGUCGUAGCUCGGGGUUUACAAGUAGGGCGCAGUCAUUGAUAAGCAAUAUUUGACAAAGUCCCCCACCAUCGCAGGGAGGAAGCGACGGCGAGAGUCUGCGAUGGCGCGUUCCAAUGAUCCUUUGGUGGUUGGACGAGUCAUCGGAGAUGUGUUGGAAGAGUUCCAACCUUUCGCCGAACUGACAGUCAAAUAUGCUGCACGCCAGGUUAGCAAUGGUUGCGAGUUGAAACCUUCGGCAGUUGCGGAGUCGCCUCUAGUCCAAGUGAUCGAUCGGAAUGAGCCCAAUGCUCUCUUCACACUCGUUGUGACGGAUCCGGACGCCCCUAGUCCUAGCGAACCUUCCGCUAAAGAGUUUCUACACUGGCUCGUCACUGAUAUCCCAUCAGGAGCAGAUGCUAGCGCUGGUCGACAAAUUCUUCCAUACGAGGAGCCCAAGCCGCCAAUUGGCAUCCACAGAUACGUUUUCGCGGUAUUCAAACAGCAGCAGCCGCUGCCUCUCAUAGCGCCUUCCACUCGCAAGAAGUUCAACACCAAGGGGUUUGCCCAGCAGUUCGGUCUCGGCAAGCCUGCGGCUGCAGUAUAUUUCAACUCCCAAAAGGAGACCGGAGCUCGACGGCGCUAGAUCAGGAGGCCAUGAUCGACGGGCUCGUAGGUGGAGUGCAGAUGGAAGUGGGGAUACUCUACGGCCUCCACCUGGAUCAUAUACCAAUUCGCAUCUGAAGUGGUACAUUUGACUUAGGGACGAUUAGGAGGUAGCCUUGGACACUUCCUUUUUCCUUGUAAGAAGUCGGUGUAGUGGUAGUGUGAGCCUAGGAUCGAUCACACCGGGAAGGAAAAAAUGUCAUUUGGGGAUUGGGGAUACGUAGAAGUGGUACCAUGGUUUAGUACAGGUUGUACAGUUUACUGUAGGUAGGUGGUACUGUUUAGCUGCCAGUGUUGUCCUGAAUGUGCACAGAAGGAGCUAGCUUAUCCCCACCCUACAAUUCAUGCAGUCCAUCUUCAAAAGGAAUUCAAACAAUCGAUGGCCAAAUAAAUUAGACAUUGCUUUCUGUACUGGGCAGUGUAGGCGCAGUGAUUGCUCGAAAUCUUUUUUUGGGAUAGGAUUGUUUGUUGAUUGAUGUGCUCUCUCCUCGAAGAGUACCAAUGCCUGAAUGGAAAUUUCUAGGAUACGUCCUUGUUCGUUCAGGUACGUGUGUAUAUCAUAAGUUUCUGAUGGCUUCAAGAACAAUGCUUGAUACUGUUUGAAGGAUGUCGCCCGAUCAUUCAUUUGAUAAUUCACUUCCGG